CCUCUCGCCUGCCGCGCUCGCCCCUGCUCCCCGCCAGCAUCACUUGUCCCGCGGCCGCGCUCCGACAACAAAAGCGGAGGAUGCUGCAGCUGGGCAAGGUCAGGACCUUGCUCUGAAGCCGGGCGGCGGCGCGCACGCCUUUCCCCCGACUGAGGAGCUGUCUUUGGCGGCGGGUGCAUGUUCGCCAGGAAGCAGUCGGGCGCCGCGCCGUUCGGAGCUAUGCCUGUCCCAGACCAGCCUCCGUCAGCCCCAGAGAAGAACAGCUCCUUGAGCCCAGGCUUAAACACCUCCAAUGGGGAUGGCUCUGAGACAGAAACCACCUCUGCUAUCCUUGCCUCUGUCAAAGAACAGGAAUUACAGUUUGAAAGGCUGACCCGAGAGCUGGAGGCUGAACGCCAGAUCGUGGCCAGCCAGCUGGAGCGAUGCAAGCUCGGCUCGGACACAGGAAGCAUGAGCAGCAUCAGUUCAGCAGGAGAGCAGUUUCAUUGGCAGACUCAAGAUGGCCAAAAAGAUAUCGAAGAUGAACUUACAACAGGCCUUGAGCUGGUGGACUCCUGUAUCCGCUCUCUGCAGGAGUCAGGCAUUCUCGACCCGCAGGAUUACUCCACAAGUGAAAGGCCCAGCCUGCUCUCCCAGAGUGCACUUCAGCUCAAUUCCAAACCUGAAGGGUCUUUCCAGUAUCCGGCCAGCUACCAUAGCAACCAGACCCUGGCCCUGGGUGACACAGCCCCUUCUCAGCUCCCAGCACGCAGCACACAAGGCCGAGCCGCCAGCCAGAGCUUCAGCCAGGGCACGACCGGCCGCGCGGGGCACCUGGCGGGCUCCGAGCCUGCGCCACCGCCUCCGCCUCCGCGGGAGCCGUUCGCGCCCAGCCUGGGCAGCGCCUUCCACCUGCCCGACGCGCCGCCCGCCGCCGCGGCGCUCUACUACUCCAGCUCCACGCUGCCCGCGCCGCCGCGCGGGGGCUCCCCGCUGACCACCACGCAGGGCGGCUCGCCCACCAAGCUGCAGCGCGGAGGCUCGGCCCCCGAGGGUGCCGCCUACGCCGCGCCGCGCGGCUCCUCGCCCAAGCAGUCGCCCAGCCGCCUGGCCAAGUCCUACAGCACCAGCUCGCCCAUCAACAUCGUCGUGUCCUCGGCCGGCCUGUCCCCGAUCCGCGUGACCUCGCCCCCCACCGUGCAGUCCACCAUCUCCUCUUCGCCCAUCCACCAGCUGAGCUCCACCAUCGGCACCUACGCCACCCUGUCGCCCACCAAGCGCCUGGUCCACGCGUCCGAGCAGUACAGCAAGCAUUCGCAGGAGCUGUAUGCCACCGCCACCCUCCAGAGGCCGGGCAGCCUGGCAGCUGGGUCCCGAGCCUCGUAUAGCAGCCAACAUGGGCACCUGGCCCCUGAGCUGCGGGCCCUGCAGUCCCCGGAGCACCACAUAGACCCCAUCUAUGAAGACCGCGUCUAUCAGAAGCCCCCUAUGAGGAGUCUCAGCCAGAGCCAGGGGGAUCCUCUGCCGCCAGCACACACCGGCACGUUCCGCACGAGCACAGACCUGUUAACCGUUUCUGUGAGCAGGUCCUCAAUUUUUACUUUGUCCAUACUUUCCUGUCCUAGCCCGUCCUCCCCUGGUGUCGACUCCGUCCCCUUGCAGCGCACAGGCAGCCAACAUGGGCCACAGAAUGCGGCAGCAGCCACCUUCCAGAGGCCAGCUAUGCUGCUGGCGCCCGCCUCCAACUACGCAGCACCCUACCGACCAGCUGCAGUAUUGUGCCUCCGUGACUCUCCGUACAGCAAAUCUGGCCCCCUCCCACCCGAAGGCACCUUGGCCAGAUCCCCAUCGAUUGACAGCAUUCAGAAAGACCCCAGGGAGUUUGGAUGGAGAGACCCGGAGCUGCCUGAAGUGAUACAGAUGUUACAGCACCAGUUUCCUUCCGUCCAGUCCAAUGCUGCAGCUUACCUGCAACACCUCUGUUUCGGAGACAAUAAAAUUAAGGCAGAGAUAAGGAGACAAGGAGGGAUACAGCUCCUGGUGGACCUGCUGGAUCACCGGAUGACAGAAGUCCACCGUAGUGCCUGUGGGGCUUUGAGGAACCUGGUAUAUGGGAAAGCCAAUGAUGAUAACAAAAUCGCCCUGAAGAACUGUGGUGGUAUCCCAGCGCUGGUGAGACUCCUACGCAAAACCACAGACCUGGAGAUCCGGGAGCUGGUCACAGGAGCCUUUGGAACCUCUUCAUCAUGUGAUGCACUCAAGAUGCCAAUCAUCCAGAUGCCCUGCAGUGCUGACCAAUGCAGUGAUUACCCUCACUCGGGCUGGGAGAAUUCACCUCUUCAGGAUGAUCGGAAAAUACCAGCGCAUUCAUCAAAGGUGCUGCGCAACGCACGAGGGUGUUUCAGGAAUGUAAGUUCAGCUGGAGAGGAGGCCCGUCGAAGGAUGCGGGAGUGUGAUGGGCUCACGGAUGCCUUGCUGUAUGUGAUUCAGUCUGCACUGGGAAGCAGUGAGAUCGAUAGCAAGACCGUUGAAAACUGUGUGUGCAUCUUGAGGAACCUCUCAUACCGGCUAGCAGCAGAAACGUCUCAGGGACAGCACAUGGGCACAGACGAGCUGGACGGGCUGCUCUGCGGGGAGGCCAACGGCAAGGACGCAGAGAGUUCUGGGUGCUGGGGCAAGAAGAAGAAGAAAAAGAAAUCCCAGGAUCAGUGGGAUGGAGUAGGACCUCUUCCAGACUGUGCAGAACCACCAAAAGGGAUCCAGAUGCUGUGGCACCCAUCCAUAGUCAAACCCUACCUCACACUGCUCUCUGAGUGCUCAAACCCAGACACGCUGGAAGGGGCAGCGGGCGCCCUGCAGAACUUGGCUGCAGGGACCUGGAAGGGCUGGGCUGAGGAUGUGGCAGGCAUGGCGUAUGCCCUACGUUCACUGCCAGAGGGGGCUCCCUGCCUGCCACAGUGGUCCGUGUACAUCCGAGCUGCUGUCCGGAAAGAGAAAGGCCUGCCCAUACUUGUGGAACUCCUCCGAAUAGACAAUGACCGUGUAGUGUGUGCAGUGGCCACAGCACUCCGGAACAUGGCCCUGGAUGUCAGAAACAAGGAACUCAUUGGCAAAUAUGCCAUGCGAGACCUGGUCCACCGGCUUCCUGGUGGGAACAAUAGCAACAACGCGGGGAGCAAGGCCAUGUCAGAUGACACCGUGACGGCUGUAUGCUGCACCCUGCAUGAGGUGAUCACCAAGAACAUGGAGAAUGCCAAGGCCUUACGGGAUGCUGGCGGCAUCGAGAAGUUGGUCGGCAUCUCCAAAAGCAAAGGAGAUAAGCACUCUCCAAAGGUGGUCAAGGCUGCUUCUCAGGUCCUUAACAGCAUGUGGCAGUAUCGAGAUCUGAGGAGUCUCUACAAGAAGGAUGGAUGGUCACAAUAUCACUUUGUAGCCUCAUCUUCAACCAUCGAGAGGGAUCGACAAAGGCCCUAUUCCUCCUCCCGCACACCCUCCAUCUCUCCUGUGCGUGUGUCUCCCAACAACCGCUCAGCAAGUGCCCCAGCUUCACCUCGGGAAAUGAUCAGUCUCAAAGAAAGGAAGACAGACUAUGAGUCCGCUGGCAACAACGCCACUUACCAUGGAACUAAAGGAGAACACACCUCCAGAAAAGACGCCAUGACAGCUCAGAACACUGGAGUUUCAACUUUGUAUAGGAAUUCAUACGGUGCACCCGCUGAAGACAUCAAACAGAACCAGGUUUCCACACAGCCUGUCCCCCAGGAGCCCAGCAGGAAAGACUACGAGACCUACCAGCCCUUUCAGAAUUCCACACGAAACUAUGAUGAGUCCUUCUUUGAGGACCAGGUUCAUCACCGCCCUCCAGCCAGCGAGUACACCAUGCACCUGGGCCUCAAGUCCACUGGCAACUACGUCGACUUCUACUCUGCUGCCCGUCCUUACAGUGAACUGAACUAUGAAACGAGCCACUACCCGGCCUCGCCCGACUCCUGGGUGUAAGGAGCCAGGAAACGAGACACUCCGGGGACAGUGCAUGUGCAUGCAUACACCACAGGACAUUCUGUUUCUUUUCUUUUCUUUCUUUCUUUCUUUUUUUCUUUCCCUGCAAAUUUAGUUUGUUAAAGCCUGUUCCAUAGGAAGGCUGUGAUAACCAGAAAGAAAUACUCAGAGCUAUUUUAGAAAGCUAAAAAAACGAAUCGAGAGUUAACUGGGAAAUCGAUAGGAAGCUAAAUGCAAUCCUAAUUGUGACCGUAUUCAACACCUUUCUAGUUUGAACUGUAGCGUUUUGAAAGUGCUUUAUAGUCCGUACGGCUGGAGGAAGGAGAGAGGAGACAGUCAGGGUGGUGGGCGUGGAGGUUAUCGCUAAGCACAAGACAGAAUAGUUUACACACUAUGGGGGACGGCUUCUCACGCUUUGUUUACUCUCUUCAUCCGUGUGACUCUAGGCUUCAAGUUGCAUUGGGGUUCCUCUGUACAGCAAGACGUCUCUUGCCUUUUGUUAAUGCAUUGUUGUAAAGUAUUUGAUGUACAUUAAAGACGAAGAGUGCAUUGUGUAUAUUACACCAAUGCCACUGUGUUUCCUCAUCAAUGGUUCUAAAUAUUGCUUCAAUUUCAAACUUUUGAAAGAUGUAUGGGUUUCCAGUUUUCUUUUCUUUUCUUUCUCCCAGUAUGUUUUAACAAAAAAAGGAGAAAAAAAAACCAGGAAAAAAAAGGAAUAUUUAGCAGUAUUGUUCGUUCUGAUAUGUGAUUUGUUUGUGGCAACUAAACGCGGCAUCCAGCAGUCUCUCCCAAGCUAACACGUCAUUCCACACCCCUUGUCAACAAAAUGCUUUUUCACUGCCUAAAAUUCUAGAUGUAGAUAUUUGAAAUAGAUUUUUUUUCAUUUAUACCAGUUUUCUUUAUGAUGAUACAGUGUUAAAAGGAAAUAAAUUACAAUUGAUCUGUCA
Arvicanthis niloticus (Nile rat) is the source of this 4925-nucleotide messenger RNA. NCBI's taxonomy places the organism in Eukaryota, Metazoa, Chordata, Mammalia, Rodentia, Muridae. The record is from RefSeq and is a predicted model, not a curated record.